AUGCAGGCCUUACCAGAGUCGCGUCAACAGACUUUCGAGGAGAUCUAUGGUCCUCCAGAAAACUUCCUAGAGAUAGAAGUACGCCGAGCCCUCAUUGCCUCUGGUGGACAGUAUGGGGCGAACUUCGUCAAGAACCCACAGACUCACGGCUCCUCCCCGCGGAACAUGUACACCUCCUACGAGAUCCAUACACGUACCAACAUUCCCGCCUUCAAAUUGCGUCACUCUGUCGUCCGCCGCCGCUAUUCCGACUUCGAGUACUUCCGCGACAUCCUCGAGCGAGAGAGCGCUAGAGUCACAAUUCCUCCAUUACCAGGCAAAGUCUUCACAAACAGAUUCUCGGACGAUGUAAUUGAGCACAGGAGAGAAGGAUUGCAGCGCUUUCUGCAAAUUGUGGUGGGACAUCCACUGCUGCAGACGGGGAGCAAAGUUCUUGGGGCUUUCAUACAAGAUCCGAAUUGGGACCGGAAUGCUUGGUGA
Molecule: messenger RNA, 480 nt
Organism: Cladophialophora yegresii CBS 114405
Lineage: Eukaryota; Fungi; Ascomycota; Eurotiomycetes; Chaetothyriales; Herpotrichiellaceae
Product: sorting nexin-3
Exons: 3
Coding region: 1-480 (159 amino acids)
Biological process (GO): endocytic recycling; late endosome to Golgi transport
Cellular component (GO): early endosome membrane; retromer complex
Molecular function (GO): phosphatidylinositol-3-phosphate binding
Source: RefSeq, a predicted model, not a curated record